Dunckerocampus dactyliophorus (ringed pipefish) is the source of this 972-nucleotide messenger RNA. RefSeq names its product transmembrane protein 223 (gene tmem223). Gene Ontology annotation, biological process: nervous system development. NCBI's taxonomy places the organism in Eukaryota, Metazoa, Chordata, Actinopteri, Syngnathiformes, Syngnathidae. The transcript has a single exon. The record is from RefSeq and is a predicted model, not a curated record. The coding region runs from base 139 to 876 and encodes 245 amino acids. Gene Ontology annotation, cellular component: mitochondrion.
AACUAAACAUGGCUGCGCCUUUGGUGUCACAGAAAACAAGUUUGCUGAAAUCUAAGUAAUUACUCGCGGCGUAUAGAAUUCAUUGGCGUAUAUUAUUUUUAUUCUUAUUUCACACAUAAAAUACACAUAUUCUUCGACAUGAGCUUAGCGCGAAUGUGCGGAGUAGUAUGGCCGUCCAGGCUGAUUACUCUUAAGCUGAAAGACGCCUUGUCACAAGGUUGGUCAAAGUUUCCAGCCAGCGGUUUGGGGAGGGGUGUUUUUGUUGGCACACCCAAACAGCAGACGUCACAACACGGCUUCUGCACCUCCACGCAACCCUCCAGAGACGUCACCCUGUUCGAACACGACAGGACAGGCUUCUUCCGCCUCCUGUCUCUCUUCUGCGGCGGCCAGUGCCUCUUCUGGACGUACCUGGCCCACUUCGCCUACACCGGCCUGAGAGACACAGGAGCUACACGGGGACAGGGGGGAAGAAAAGCUCCCACCAGCACCGCCUUGGCUGGGAUGUGGAGUUUUGAAAUGAACCUGGGAUCCCGCACCUGGAAGUACGGCUUCACGCUGGGAUGUAUGACUAUUGGAGCAGGCAUUCUGGGAUUGGGGUUUUUGUUUUGUCGGCGCUCUGUCAGCCAGGUGGUUUUACACAAAGGUGGAAGGAUGGUGUCCGUUUCCACGCAAUCGCCCCUGGGAAUGGGCCGUGGCCGGAAAAUAACAGUGUCGUUGUCCCAGGUCACCUGCCAUGCUCACAGACAAGAGUCUCCCUCAUUCAUCCCCCUCAAAAUUAAAGGCCACAAGUUCUACUUUCUUUUGGACAAAGAUGGCACUUUGAACAAUGCAAAACUGUUUGAUACAACUGUUGGGGCAUACCGGCCUGUUUAAUUUGACUUUCUUUCCCAAGCUGGGGUAAAAACUCCUAAUUUGUGUGAUGUGUCAUCUUACAAAUAAACACAAUUUGCCACAGUUCCACAAGUAGUG